Messenger RNA from Lottia gigantea (owl limpet), 1953 nucleotides. RefSeq lists its product as hypothetical. The record is from RefSeq and is a predicted model, not a curated record. Gene Ontology annotation, molecular function: carboxypeptidase activity. NCBI's taxonomy places the organism in Eukaryota, Metazoa, Mollusca, Gastropoda, Lottiidae. The transcript has a single exon. The coding region runs from base 1 to 1953 and encodes 650 amino acids.
AUGGGCAAUUUAGUAGGACUUAUCAAAUAUGUCGUUGAUAUGUGGAACACUUUUCAUUUCGACACAGUCAAACGUAAAAAUUAUUUUGUGCAAUUGUCUUAUCCAAAUUAUACUGAAACAAACCAAAUUCUUGUGUAUGAUGAAAGCAAUUCAACAGUCUUCCAUUCCCAUUCAAAUGCUUCAAAUGUGCUCAUAGCGUAUCUUCCGUUUAACGCCUAUGCAAAAAGUGGUGUGGUAAAGGGUCCCCUUGUUUAUGGCCAUUUCGGUCGCACGGAGGAUUUUCAAGCAUUAGAUAAACUGAACGUUGAGGUCAACGGCAGUAUUGUUCUGAUACGCUAUGGUCGAAUACAUCCAGGUAAUAAAGUCAAACAUGCGGAACAAGCUGGUGCCGUGGGAGUAAUAUUAUAUUGUGACCCAGCGGAAUACACCGACGGUACGGAUGGUGUCGAGGGUACCUGGUGGUUACCCAGUUGGGGUGUCCAGCUAUCUCAUGUUCGUUAUAAUUUAGUCGGGGACCCGGGUACCCCUGACUAUACAGCUGUUCAUAGUGCUUCCUAUGAUAAAACCGUGAGCGACCUUUACCCAUCUAUCCCAGUGUACCCUAUCAUGUACAGCGAUGCUGACAAGCUAAUGUCACUUAUUGAUAAGACAGUGCCCGUUCCACGUCAUUGGAAUGGAAAAUUAAAAUCUAAAUACUAUGCCGGUGUGAAGCGUGGUCAAACGGAUUAUCAACACCUCGUGGAAAUGACAGUGACAAAUGCCCCAGAGAAAAGGAACAUCACAAAUGUCAUCGCUUCCCUGAGGGGUAAAAUCGAGCCUGACAGGUUCGUAAUUGUGGGAAGCCAUAUUGAUUCUUGGACUCAAGGCAUUGUGGACUCUGGUACGGGGUUCUCAAUUUUAAUGGAUCUUGCCAGAACAUUUUCAGAUCAGGUCAUGGCUGGUUGGCGUCCGAGGCGAACCAUCAUUUUCGCCUUUUGGGACGCGUCCAAAUAUGGUCACAUUGGAUCGUACGAAUGGGUACAGGAGUAUGAGCAACAGUUGAGUGCCGGUGCUGUCGCUUACAUCAAUUUGGAUUCCGUCAUCCGGGGAAGUUAUAGUUUUAGUGCUGACAGCAGUCCCUUAUUGUAUGACGUUAUUUAUAAUGCCGCCAUGACAGUGAAAUGUGUUGACCCUGAUUUCCAAUCCACGACUGUGUAUGAAAUGUGGAAAAACAGAUUUCCCAGUGAUGUGUUUCAUGAUAGACCUAAAAUUAAUGGAUUAGCAGGCGACAGUGAUCAAUCGCCAUUUUCUUACCAUGUCGGUGUGCCUUCCAUGUCAGUUUCUUAUACUUACGAUACUAAUAGAUAUCCCAAUCUUCCUACCUACCCAGUGUACAGUACUCUUGAUGAUACUUUAGACUAUCUUGAAACGUUUAUCGAUACUAACUUUACCCGCCAUAUUGCUGUUAAUCAAAUAUUGGCCGAUAUCGUGCUUCAGUUGGCGGAUUCCGCUCUAUUACCAUUCAAUAUCACUAACUAUAUUCAUAUAAUACACUUGGGACAAGCUUCCUUGCUAACAUACGAAAAUGAAUUUAGGAAGGCUGAAAUUAAUUUAGCUUCUUUGAAUCAUGAAAUUGACUUUUUCAUUAACUCUACUCGUGAGUUUCAGAGCAGUUUUAACAGAACGAACUCGAACGAACAUCAACUGCAUUCGCGGAACGAAAAGUUACUGCGUUUGACCAGAGCGUUUGUGGUGCCGGUUGGCUUGCCGGAGCAACCACAAUAUAGGAACAUUUUAGUGGCACCGCAUGCAGAGAAUCUAAAUGAAGAGACUGUGUUUCCUGGCAUUGUCAGUGGGGUAAUACAUGGGAGAAAAGGUAAUUGGAACAUUCUGAAGGACCAAGUGGCCAUUUUGACGAUUACUUUUAAAAGAGCUAGUAGUGUUUUAAAUGACGAUAUUUAUACCAAAGUUUAA